AUGUCCGCCCUAAUGCACAGCGGUGCCAGUCGCGCCCACGAAGAUGAUGCGACGACCGCCCCCGCGAAACACAAUGACAACCACCAGCACGCCGCUGCGGCUGCGGGGUUCGAGAAUGCCACCACGCUGGCCGAGGUGCGCGCGGCCCUCGAUGCCCUGCACGCCCGUGAGUCGGGCAUCACCCGACGCCUCGACGCCCUGAUGGCCUCGCAGACGGACCUCUCGCGCGACCUUGGCCGGCUGGACAUGCUGCGCGCGGGGCUCGGGUCCCAGGUCAUCGCCACGCGCUCCAUUGGCAACGACAUGCUGGCCGAUGCGGCCGAGACCGCGGGCGACCUGAGCAGCAAGGUCAAGAAGCUGGACCUCGAGAAGAACCGGGUCGAGGACACGCUGCGUGUGGUGGAACAGGUGGCGGAGCUCAAGGCCUGCGUCCACGGCGUCGUGGGCUCCAUGGGCGCUCCGCAGGACUGGGAGGCGGCCGCCGGGUACCUGUCCAGGGCGAGCCACGUGCCCGAGGACAUCAUCAAGGGCCCCUUUGCCGCGGGCAUCGUGCCCAGCGUCGAGGUCCCCGACGCGCCGUGGACGACGCUGGAAAACGCAAAGGAGAGCCUCUGCACCCUGUUCCUGCGCGAGUUCGAAAAGGCCGCGGCCGAUGGCGAUGGGACCAAGGUCACGCGGUUUUUCAAACUGUUUCCGCUGAUCGGCCGGACAGAGGUCGGCCUGGACGUGUACGGGCGCUACGUGUGUCAGGGUGUUGCCGGGACGGCCCGGACAACGCUCAAGGACGGCGUGGGCGGCCAGACGCGCAAGGACGGCUUCUUCUACGCCAACGCACUCACGAAGCUAUUCGAGCACAUUGCGCAGAUCGUAGAAGGCCACGGCAGCCUGGUCGAGCGGCACUAUGGCGCGGGCAAGAUGGUUCGCGUCAUUGAGAGGCUCCAGAUGGAAGCGGACGUGCAGGGUGGCAUCAUCUUGGACACUUGGACCGACGAGCGGAAUCUGGAUAGGAAGAUCACCGACGUGAAGAGCUACCCAUUCUCGUUUCUGGUGCAGAGCUUCUUGCCGCCGCAAUCGCGGAGCAACACGCCGCGCCUCAAUUCACCAGCAAUUGGCGGAGGGACCAAUGGACGUGCCAGCGAAGACGAAGGCGUUAACAUGAAGGAAGUGGAUGCGUUAUUGAGUGAGAUUGCGGUCAUGCUUGGCCGUUGGUCGCUAUACACGAGAUUUGUUUCCGGAAAAUGCGUCGAUCCUGGCUCUGAUAAAUCGCCAUUAUCGACCGCGGAUGUGAUUACGAAAUCCAACCUCUACAAAAAGAUUAUGGGAAAGCUCGUGUCACCAUACAAUGUGAUGACGGGCUUUUUCUUUCGACGGUCUGUGGAAAAGUCAUUUCAACUUGACGAAUACCCACCUGGGCUGUCGUUGAAGAUGAACAAGCCCAUCGAGGGCGAAGCGCCAUAUAUUAUCUUGGCCGUAGAUGAUGUCAUGUACAUCAUGAACUCUACGAUUCAAAAAUCCAUCUCAACAUCUCAAAGGGACGUAGCAUCAAAUAUUAUCCCGACGAUUGAGCGAAUCCUGACGGGCGAUUUCAUUGGAAUGGUUCAGCGCAAGAUGCGUGAUGAAACAUAUCCCAAACCUGUGAUCCAAGGCGGAUUCCCGCCAGAGGACAAGAUUGUUCAAUUCAUUGUUCUUAUCAACAGUUUGGAUACGGCGAAUGAGUAUCUUAACAGAAUUAUCGAGGGCCGUAUAUCACACUCCGACGAGAGCCCAGAUGUUGCGGUUCCUGGCGACGGACUGAAGGAGUCCUUCCCUUUUGAAAAGGACGCUGUCAUGGUCGCAAGCCAGCUACGUAAGCUGCAGAAGACGUUUUUGGCGAAAUCUAACGAGUUGCUCGGCGAGGGAAUCAAUGUGCUAUUUGAACGAGUCGUCAAACUCCGCCUGCGACCGGUUCUCGCAGAAACCUUCCGCGACGCCGAUUACACAAUGACAGAGCAAGAGCUCGCUGAUUAUGCGGAGCAAAACGAGGAGGAUGUUGAGCAGGUCAUGGAGAUGGUGGCCGGCAGAUUUGAGCGCGGCUGGGACAUGCUCAUGAAGCCCAUCGGCCGCAUUAUGACGGCAGCCACGUUCAGCGUCCUGUCGGAGGCGACGGCCAAGUACCUGUCCCGGGUUCUGGAGAAGAGGAUCCUGAGCUACUCGGGCAAGACGAGCGAGUACGGCGCGAUCCGUAUUGAGCGCGACUUUUCGGCUAUUGUCGGCGUCGUUGCCAAGGGACACUAUGGCAUCCGGGAGGUGUUUGGGAGGGUGACGCAGCUCAUGAUGGUGGCUAACAUGGAAGACGAGGAGUGGGAGGAGCUGGUUGCCCUCGACGGCGACGAUGGCAUCGAGUGGACGCUGACGGAGGAGGAGAGGAGGAGAGCGCGGGCUCUUGUUCGUCGCACUUGA
Molecule: messenger RNA, 2439 nt
Organism: Cordyceps fumosorosea ARSEF 2679
Lineage: Eukaryota; Fungi; Ascomycota; Sordariomycetes; Hypocreales; Cordycipitaceae
Product: golgi transport complex subunit Cog4
Exons: 2
Coding region: 1-2439 (812 amino acids)
Source: RefSeq, a predicted model, not a curated record